UCCCGCGGCGUUUCAUUGUCAUUUCUCAUCCAUGGCGGCUUACCCAUUCGCCCAUGCCCAUCAGAGCUAUUCACUGUUCGAUUUGGAUCCAUCUCCUCCUCCUUCUCCUUCUCCUUCUCCAGCUUGGCUUCCUCGACCUCCAGAUUGGGAGCAGUUCUUAACGGGACCCAUAGGGAGAAUCCACGAUGUGUUCUUGAGUUUCAGAGGGGAAGACACGCGUGCUUCCUUCACUUCACAUCUCUAUGCCGCUCUUCAAAACGCAGGGGUCACAGUUUUCAGGGACGAUGAUUCCCUUCCAAGGGGAAAUCAAAUUUCCAUCUCACUGCUGCAAGCAAUUCAAGACUCUCAGAUUUCAGUUAUUGUUUUCUCAGAAAAUUAUGCGGAUUCGCGGUGGUGUAUGGAAGAGUUGGUGAAAAUAAUGGAAUGUCACACAACCAUAGGCCAGGUGGUUCUGCCGGUGUUCUACGGUGUCGAUCCCUCUCAAGUGCGGAGCCAAACCGGUGAGUUUGGUAAAAAAUUUCAGGAUCUUAUUAACAGAACUAUGUUGCAACUAGAUAAUCCGGUGCCCCGUUGGAGGGAGGCGCUUCGUGAGGCUGGUGGCAUUGCAGGGUUUGUAGUCUUGAAUUCCAGGAAUGAAAGUGAGGCUAUUGAGAAUAUUGUUGAAAAUGUUACACGUUUGCUUGACAAGACAGACUUGUUUAUUGCUGAUAAUCCAGUGGGAGUUGAAUCGCGAGUGCGAGAUAUAAUUCAACUGGUAGACAACCAAGAACCGAAUGGUGUUCUACUACUCGGGGUAUGGGGUAUGGGAGGAAUUGGCAAAACAACCAUUGCAAAAGCUACUUACAAUAAAAUUGGCCACAAUUUUGAGGGUAGGUGCUUCCUUGCAAAUAUUAGAGAAGUUGGGGAGCAAGAUGCUGGACUAGUGCAUUUACAAGAACAACUUCUGUUUGAUAUCUUCAAGAAAACAACCAAGAUGCAUAGCACUGAAUCAGGAAAAAAUAUAUUAAAGGAUAAACUUUACAGGAAAAGAGUACUUCUUGUACUUGACGAUGUAAAUAAAUUGGACCAAUUGAAUGCUUUGUGUGGAAGUCGUGAAUGGUUUGGUUCAGGGAGUAGAAUAAUCAUCACAACCAGAGAUCAGCAUAUACUGAGAAGGAGUAGAGUUGACCAAGUUUACAUAAUGAAAGAAAUGGAUGAAAGUGAAUCUAUUGAGCUUUUUAGUUGGCAUGCAUUCAAGCAAGCGAGUCCUAGAGAAGAUUUUUCUGAAAUUUCAAGAAACGUAGUUGAGUAUUCUGGGGGAUUGCCACUAGCUCUUGAAGUCCUUGGGUCCUAUUUGUUUGAUAGGGGUGUAACAGAAUGGAAGAGUGUAUUGGAGAAACUCAAAACAAUUCCUAAUGAUCAAGUACAGAAAAAGUUAAGAAUAAGCUAUGAUGGUUUAAAUGAUGAUAAAGAGAAAGAUAUAUUUCUUGACAUAGCAUGUUUCUUUAUUGGGAUGGACAGAAAUGAUGCUAUACAAAUAUUAAGUGGCUGCAAACUUUUUGCUGAAAUUGGAAUAAGUAUCCUUGUUGAGAGAAGUCUUGUAACUGUUGAUGAUAAGAACAAGCUUGGAAUGCAUGAUUUGCUGCGAGACAUGGGAAGAGAAAUCAUUCGUGAGGAAUCACCAAAGGAGCCUGAGAAGCGUAGCAGGUUAUGGUUUCAUGAGGAUGUGCUUGAUGUAUUAUCAGAUCAAACUGGAACAAAAGCAAUUGAAGGACUGGCUUUCAAGUUUCCAAGUAAUAAUACAAAAUGUUUCAGUAUUAAAGCAUUUAAGAAGAUGAAGGGACUCAGAUUGCUUCAACUUGCUGGUGUACAACUUGAAGGAGAUUUUAAAUAUCUUUCAAGAUAUCUGAGAUGGCUGUGUUGGCAUGGAUUUCCUUUAUCAUUCAUACCUAAAAGCUUUUGUCAAGGAAAUUUAGUUUCCAUCGAGUUAGUAAACAGCAAUGUCAAAUUUUUGUGGAAAGAGGCCCAGAGGAUGGAGAAGCUGAAAAUUCUGAAUCUGAGUCAUUCUCAGCAUUUGACAAAGACCCCGGACUUUUCAUGUAUGCCUAAUCUUGAAAAGCUUGUACUGAAAGAUUGUCCAAGUCUGUUAGAGGUUUCCCAUAGCAUUGGGCAUCUCAAUAAAGUUGUUCUUAUAAAUUUGAAAGACUGUAUUCGCCUACGUAACCUUCCAAGAAGCAUCUAUAAGUUGAAAUCUCUGAAAACCCUCAUUCUUUCUGGAUGCUUAAUGAUUGACAAGUUGGAAGAGGACGUGGAACAGAUGGAAUCUUUGACAACUCUGAUUGCCGACAAUACUGCAAUAACAAGAGUUCCCUUUUCAUUAGUAAGGUCAAAAAGCAUUGGAUAUAUUUCUUUGUGCGGCCAUGAAGGAUUCUCACGUGAUGUGUUUCCUUCUAUCAUUUGGUCUUGGAUGUCACCAACAAAUAACCUCUCAUCCUUAGUUCAAACAUAUACAGGCAUGUCAUCUCUUGUUUCUUUAAACGUAUCAAAUAGUAGUUCUGAGGGAGUAUCAUCUAUUCCCGUGGACCUUCCAAAGCUUCAAAGUCUGUGGAUAGAGUCUGGCUCAGAACUUCAACUUUCUCGAGAUGCGGAAAGAAUUUUGGAUGCCUUAUAUGCUACAAAUUCCUCUAAAAAUUUGCAAUUAACUGCAACUACAUCAAAAGUAUCAAAUAUGGAAACUACUGCGUUGAUGGAAUGCAGCUGUCAAGUGCAUGAUUCAGGAUCAAAAGGUUCCCUGAAAUUUCUUUUAUUUCAAAUGGGAAUGAAUUGUCUUGCCACCAGUAUUCUGAAAGAGAGCAUUUUACAGAAAAUGGCUGUGAGAGGAACUGGUGUUAGCUUGCUCCCCGGAGACAAUUAUCCAGACUGGUUAAACUUCAAUUGCGAAGGUUCUUCUGUAAUUUUUGAAGUCCCUGAAGUGAAUGGGCGUAGUUUGAAGUCAAUGAUGUGCGUUGUCCAUUCUUCUACCGCAGAUGACACAACAUCAGAUGGCCUUAAAAAUGUGUUGGUGAUAAAUUGCACAAAGAACACCAUUCAGCUAUAUAAGAGGAAUGCAUUAGCCUCCUUUGAAGAUGAAGAGUGGCAGAGAGUGGUAUCAAAUAUUGAACCUGGUAACAAAGUAAAGGUGGUAGUUGUUUUUGAGAACCGAUUCACUGUGAAGAAGACAACAAUUUAUCUUAUAUAUGUUGAACCAAUUGAGGAGAAAAUGGAAUAUUGCAAUGCACCAUGUAAGAAUGAGAUUGUUUCUAGUGGUAAUGAAAUUGAAUCAGAUGUUUGGAGGAGCUCUGCUCACGUGGAAUCAAAGGAUGACUGCAAACAAAAGCAGAAAAGAAGAAAAAUUGAAUAAUGGUGAAAGAAUGGUUCGAUAUAAAGUAAUUUUUAUGGUGCCUGGAAAUGUCAUAUUGGUGCUUGCUGAUUGUGGUGUUUGAUCAUUUGUUUGUUAUGAAAGCAGCAACUCUCGCACCUGAACUUCAUGCGUUCAUUUUUCUGUUAGCAACAAUUUUCCAGCACAUCUCCUCAAUAAGAACACUCGUUUUUCUUCAUAUAGGAUAUUACAUUAGCAAUUGAUGCAAUAUGUUUAUCAGCGCUAUAAUAGAAGGGAUUUGGAUCUGUGUCCCGCUGGAAAAGCCAUUUUUCAGCUUUUCAGAACCAACCAAACAAGUGAUUUGCUGUUUAUGUUUAAGUUCUGGGUAGAAGUUAAAUAGAGAUAAAACCAGAAUAUUUUUCUCUAAAGAUGUCCACCACAAUGCCAGGGAUCAACUGAGUUCUCUCUUUGGAUUUCUAAGAACAAGCCAUUUUGGAAAAAGCCUUGGGGUCCCUCUCUACCAUAAGAGCGUCUCUAAACACACUUACCAAUUUGUUCUUGACAAGAUUAACCAAAGACUAUCUUAGUGGAAGACCUCUAAUUUAUCCUUUGCAGGAACAUGUGAUGCAGACCUCUUUACUGCAUUUAGCGAUUUGUAACAGCCUUGACAAGAGAUGCAGAGAUUUUGUAUGGGGGGAUCUGUCAGGAAACAGGAAGGUUCACCUAUUAGCCUGGGAUAAGUUUACUAUCUUACCUUAUUAGGUGGUCUUGGUCUAAGGCUCUCCCUUUCUGCUAAUAAAGCCUUUAUGAUGAAUAUGUUCUGGGUGAAAGUAAUUACAUCCAAGUAUAAAUGUGGAGAUGGUCACCAGGUGUCUUAAACAAGGGUAGAAAUCCUUCAAAUUUGUGGAAGGGGAUGUGUCAAAACUAGGAUCAGGUUAAAAAGAAGAGCUGUUGGUGUAUUGGUAAUGGUUGUCUAGCUAGGUUCUGGUUGGACCACCGGCUUCCUGCUUUUCAGUCUUAUGCUACUAAGACCCUGUCAGAUUUUGAGACAGAGCAAAAGUGCUGCAGUUUUGUGAAUAACGUGGGUGUUUGGGACGUCCAGAAACUGAGGUCUUUCCUUCCUAGAACUAUCAGAGAGUAGAUCCUAGCUGCCAUGCCCCCUAAUUCUGAGAAUGGUAAUGAUGCUUUGGCCUGGAGUGGUUCCCCUGAUGGUUUUUUCUCCAUUAAAUCAACAUAUCAGUCUUGCAUCCAAGAGAAUGGCUCGAAUCAUAACAGCAAGUUGUCUAAGGCUGUUUCGUCGUGGAAAGGUCCCCAAAGAGUCAAGGUCCUCUUGUGGAAAGCUGUCAGCAACAUUUUGUUAACAAAUGAGCAAAGGUUUUACAGGCAUUUCUCAGAUUCUGAUGCCUGCCUGAGAUGCACUGAGAGAACUGAAUGCAUUACCUGUGUGCUUCGAGACUGCGCCCUGGCUGUAGAGGUAUGGUUGAAGUUUAUUGCUCAAUGCCUUCUUAGUAAAUUCUUCACUGAUGGGAGAGAGGAUUGGUUGUUGGAGACCCUGUUAAACCAAAGGAGGUACAAUUUUCCUGUGCCUUGGAAUAUUAUCUUUGGUGUUACCUUGGAUAAACUCUGGCAGGCCAGGAUUUCAAUAAUGAUUUGAUUUCUAGUAUUUGAGAUUGAGAUGCUUCCUGUUACUUUACUGUUUUGUGUGAAGAGGUGGGAUGAAGAAAAUAAAUCAAUCUUUCUAUGAAAGAUGGCUUGAUGCGUAUCGGCAGGGCUUUUAUUCCAAGUACUUCAAAUUUAUAAAAGUCAUUGGACAAGUUUGCAAAACAAAGACGACAAUAAACUGAUCGAACACAAUGGUGUUGAAAGCCUUUCUGGUUCGAUCUGGCUGGUUAUCUUAAUUGAGUCUCGCUUCUUUUCUAACCAGCAAAGGAGCUUUAAACCUAUUUUAAGGGAAAUGUCCACUGAGAGCAUUCAAGGUUCCAAUAAUCAAGUAGAAAGUGAUGAACUCCCUCAGCCUCAAGUGAUGUACACAGCUCUGCAACUUGCCCGAUCGAUGGUUGUAGGAGAGUGAGACAUACAACGAAAGCCCUUGUAUUUUCAUCACUACAUGAUCUAGAGAUCAAAGCAAGACAAUUCCCAAAGGAGAUCACUUCAAGUCUUCUAUCCACUACAGGUGUCAGGACGUCGUCUGGCAGUCCUGCAAAAAGGCGCUUUGCCUGCUUGAGCAAUGAAGCUUUGCUUAGAGCUCGGUUUCUUCUCAUUUGUGUUUGAAACCAAAUGAUUCAUAUCUUCAUCUGGUUGUGCAGAUUUGUAAGGGUCUGGCUCGCUCAGUUGUUUAAUAUCAUCAUCAUUUUAACUGUAAACAAAAAUUAUUUAUUAAAUUUAAUUUCAUAAAGAAUCGAAGUCUAAAUUAACAUGCCAGAAAUUAAAUUUAGGUAAUUUAUCUAAAAGAUUGAUGGAUAACUUGUUUGAAGUUCGUGAAAUGGCAGAGAGCUUGUUAAGUUUCUAACUGAAAUCAUUUGAAGUUCGUGAAAUGGAAGCUGAGGCACACUUUCUGGUUAUUACUGCAAUUUAAAAACUUAUCUUUUAAAACUUUUGGUUCACAUUUAUGCUAAACUCUAUUAUGACCCCCCAAUA
Molecule: messenger RNA, 5974 nt
Organism: Lotus japonicus
Lineage: Eukaryota; Viridiplantae; Streptophyta; Magnoliopsida; Fabales; Fabaceae
Product: disease resistance protein RPV1-like
Exons: 7
Coding region: 32-3379 (1115 amino acids)
Biological process (GO): defense response; signal transduction
Molecular function (GO): ADP binding
Source: RefSeq, a predicted model, not a curated record